UGCUGACUGCCCGAACCUGCACAGCGCACCAGCCCACCUGAGGCACUUUGAUCGCAUUUCGAUUCGCCCACGACACGCGACCGCUCAGCACAGGACAAACUGUAGACUACCGCACCACCUCUACCUCCACCUCAAACGAUAUAUCUGACGAUCUUCACGGCCAACCAUACAUUACCCACCCUUCUCGAACAUAUCUUUGUAUAAUGUCUCAUGGUGCAACGGGCACCGCCAACACAAACACCAACAUGGCGUUCACGAACGCAGCACGAUCGUUCAACAGUGCCAGAAGUACAACCACAACCGAAAAGAAAUCCAACACGAACGGCAUUGUCAAGCCAGCUGCGACAGGGAACACAUGGGGCGGCACCACAAUAUGGAGCAGCGGAGCAAAUGGCUUCGCGAUGCCCUCACUAGCUCGAGAGAAUUCCUCGUCGCGUGAGCACAAUCCACAACCAUUGGCAGCCAAGGCUGCUGAGGACAUUGAAGGAAAGACUGGUUCGGGAUCGCUCGUGGAGUCGUCGAUCUCCGAGGACUAUGCGAACAGAUCGUGGGCCAAGCGUGGAUCCAUUCCUGGUCGUACUCUAUCGAGCGGGCUUCCAAACGACAACAUGCUGUCGCAACAACGAAGUGGGAGCAACGCCGGCUUGCAAGCCAUGUCCGGCGCGAGCCAGAAUCUCAUGGGCUUUGGGACGCGGCCACCUACGAUCAAUCUCAAUCAGGCAGGGCAGCCUCGACCGCGAUACAGUUCCGCUUUUGAAAUGAAGAACGACUUCAGCGUGCGCUCCAGCGAACAGCCGCCAUUCAACGUAUAUACUAAAUUCGACCGACCGAUCGAUCCCUCGCACCGGAAAUCCGAGUUCGCCAACGGCUAUAAAUCUUCUGCCACACAAUCGCCCAGCGACGAGAGACGGCCUCCAUUCUCUUCACAAUACAAUCGCAAUGCUAGUAUGCCUGCCUCCCGAGACGGCAGUCUGCCAUCAUCCCGCGGAGCAGAGGAGCCUCCUUCCUUCACGCGCCCAGACUAUGGCAGAUCGUCACAACGCGCCACACCGAACAACUCGCGCGCUCCCUCGAUGUCAUCGGGUCGCAACGGAGCUUACAAUCCUUAUUUCAACGUCGAACACGUCGCCUCGAACAUGCAACAGUUCUCAUUCAACGGCGAGAACCGAUCACCCGCUACGUACAAGCCGAUGAACGGCUUUCAAGGUUCGCAUCCAGUAGCUGGUUCACGACCAAGCACGCAGGCUGGCAACAACUUCUACCACAACCAUGAUGACAUUGUCGAUGAAAUAGAUCGGGCGAGCGCACACUACCUUGACAUGGAGGACUAUGCUACGGCCCCACCCGCCAACCACUUCCCACCUUCCUUGGCAGAGAGAUAUUUCAACGCCGCAGGCCCAGCGGAAUUUCGACCUGGUCAACCAUUUAUGAGUGGCGCAGCUGCCCGGUCUCAUGAUGUCUCUGCCGCCUUGAGGUCACCUUCUGAGUGGUCGGGCUUCUGCAAUGGCGUUCAAAUGGCGAGUCGGAGGUCUCCCGCUGCCGAUAACAGCCAAUACAUGAGUGCUCACGUUCAGCAACUGAUGGCUGCCCAGCUUCGCAACAAUCCGUAUGCGAGUCUGUACAAUCCUUAUGCCUUACAGAUAAACCCACACUUCAUGCAGCUCAUGCCGAUCAAUACCAUGGGGCUCGAGGUGCCAACGACGCCUCGAGACAGCCCUAUUGGCGAAAGUGUUCAGAGCGCACUCAUGUACGAGUUCAAGUCAAAUACGAAGAACAAACGAUGGGAGCUACGUGACAUCCGUGGUCACGUCGCAGAGUUUGCUGGAGACCAACAUGGAUCACGAUUCAUACAGACGAAGCUGGAAACCGCCAACUCUGAUGACAAGGAUAUGGUCUUCAACGAAAUCGAUCCCAACGCCAUACCUCUCAUGACAGACGUGUUCGGCAACUACGUGAUUCAGAAAUUCUUUGAGCACGGCGAUCAGCGACACAAGAAGCGACUGGCCAAGAUCAUGCAUGGCCAAGUCCUGAGUCUGUCUCUGCAAAUGUACGGAUGUCGAGUGGUCCAGAAGGCCCUCGACCACCUACUUGUCGACGACCAGACGCCCCUCGUCCUCGAACUUGACAACCACGUACUCAAGUGCGUAAAGGAUCAAAAUGGCAAUCAUGUAAUCCAGAAGGCGAUUGAACGCUGCCCAGCUGCCAACCUCAAUUUCAUCGUGGCGGCGUUCCGAGCCCAGGUUCAGCAUCUUAGCAUACAUCCCUAUGGGUGCCGCGUCAUUCAGCGAUGCCUCGAGAAGAGUGAUCUACCAAACCGAGCCCUGGUAAUGUCAGAACUGAUGCAGGGAGUCAAUGCCAUGGUAUCUGACCAGUUUGGCAACUACGUCGUGCAGCAUAUCGUCUCUCAUGACCACGGCGAAGGUAAACAAAAAGUGCUCACCAUCGUCGCACAAGGCCUCGAAGGCUACAGCAAGCACAAGUUCUCCAGCAAUGUGGUCGAGAAAUGUCUGGAGCGCUCUGAUGAUGUGUAUCGGAACAGCGUCAUGACUAAAUUGCUGGACGACAACGCACGACGAACGGAGGGUGAAGGCGUUCUGCUUGGCAUGAUUCGCGACAGUUAUGGCAACUAUGUGAUCCAGAAAUUCUUGGAUACCCUUGAAAUCAACGACUACUUCGUGUUUUGCGAUCACCUCCAGGCACCUCUUCUGCAAGCCAAGCGCUCAGGAGCCGGCAAGCAAGUCCUGGCCAUCGAGAAAAAAAUGCACAGAUUUGACCACAUUCAACGGAAUGGCAACAGCAACCAUAGCGGCCACUAUCACAUGCAAUCUGGUCCGGGCUAUCACAUGCCCAUGCAGAUGCCUAUGACCGUGGCGCCAUAUGCCAGCAAUUACAACUCUGCCGCGACGACACCGCCACCACUCACGGCGGACACGCAGAGUCUACAGAGCUCAUGCCUUCCCAGCAUCAACGGUGAUGCUGUCGAAGGUGCUGCUGCGAGCAGAAAAGGCAGCGAUCCAUCAAGCAUGCACAGCAUUGAUGGUGUACACAGGUGACUAUUUUCAUGACCACAAAAAAGGGGAGAGACUCUUCACAACUACUUAGGGAGAGGCGCAACUUUCUGGCUGCUAGCUAUAUCUGCAUAUCGAAAGGAGUAUUUGGCGGGCGUACAGACGAACAGAACAUUGGACGGAAUCUUUUAAUAUUAUGGCAACACCAUGUCCUGGACGAGACACAGGGAGUACACCGACUAGAAGGGCGACGAAGUUCUUUUUGGUUGUCUUUUUCUUCUGGGAUUUGGUUUCAGGUCUUCUCUGUAUGACUUAUGAUUGGAAUAUGAAUACCGGAAAGCAAGCAUUGGAACGUCACAGGUGAUGGAAUCAUGGAUGGAUACCCACUGUUAUUUGUAUGAACUAUGUACUGAGCACAAUCGCUUAUGAGCACA
Cercospora beticola is the source of this 3442-nucleotide messenger RNA. RefSeq names its product Pumilio-family RNA binding repeat-containing protein. Gene Ontology annotation, molecular function: mRNA 3'-UTR binding. The record is from RefSeq and is a predicted model, not a curated record. Gene Ontology annotation, biological process: nuclear-transcribed mRNA catabolic process, deadenylation-dependent decay. Gene Ontology annotation, cellular component: cytoplasm. Lineage: Eukaryota; Fungi; Ascomycota; Dothideomycetes; Mycosphaerellales; Mycosphaerellaceae.